Molecule: messenger RNA, 501 nt
Organism: Exserohilum turcica Et28A
Lineage: Eukaryota; Fungi; Ascomycota; Dothideomycetes; Pleosporales; Pleosporaceae
Exons: 2
Coding region: 1-501 (166 amino acids)
Biological process (GO): translation
Cellular component (GO): mitochondrial large ribosomal subunit
Molecular function (GO): structural constituent of ribosome
Source: RefSeq, a predicted model, not a curated record
AUGGCCCUCGCCGCCCGCCCCCUCCCGCCCUUGUGGCACGCCCUGCUGCCCGCCCUCAAUCCUGCUCCCGUGCGCCCGCUCUGGAAUGCGCCGCUGCUGCAGCGCCUCGCCCUGCCCUCGCUGUCGCUGCCCGCACUCCCCUCGCUCGCCGAUAUCUGGGAUGGCAUCCUCAAUGCGGUGCCCAAGAAGAAGACGUCAUACCGCAAGAAGCGCCAACGCUUCAUGGCCGGCAAGGGACUCAAGGACAUUACAUCGCUGAACCGCUGCUCGGCAUGCGGCCGGGUCAAGCGCCUGCACAUAUUAUGCCCGUACUGCGUCGAUGCAAUCAAAACCAACAUCUUUGGCCAGCUCAAUUGGGCCAUCCGUCGACCCACCGAUAAGCAGGCCAAGCAAUGGGCACGUGAAAGGCGACAAGAGGCCCAGAGAAUGCGCACCGUGGCGCCCGAUCCACGCAAGGAAAAGGAAGAGCAGAUUCUCAAGCAGAAUGGCUGGAAAAGAUGA